GGAAGAAAGGAGGGUAGGUUACGGGGUCUGGAAGCGCUGGGUCUGAAGGGACGGGGUCAGUAUUAUUAUUUUCUCCGACUGCGUCCACCUCCUUGUCCCGGCGGUAGAUUAAAACGGUAAAGAAAAUAAAAAUGGAGGCGGAUAGAUCUGGCGGAGGAGCUGGUGGAACAAACCCGAACUGUGGAGGAGGAGGCGGCGGUGCGGGGCGCAACCCGAACGGGCCGAAAGCAGUACCCGGGCAAGCGACGACAGCCGCGGUGACCACGGCGGCAGCGGCCGGGGCGAUGGCCGGGACGUCGCACCCUCGAGACUUGCAAGACGGGGACGCGGGCCUGUCGCUUCCCGGCAUCUUACACUUCAUCCAGUACGAGUGGGGACGCUUCCAGGCCGAGAAAUAUCGCUGGGAGGCUGAGAGAGACGAACUCAGGGCUCAAGUGGCAUUCCUCCAGGGUGAGAGGAAAGGGCAGGAGAAUAUGAAGCAGGAUCUCGUAAGGCGGAUUAAGAUGCUGGAGUAUGCUCUCAAACAGGAGAGGGCCAAACACCAGAAGCUGAAAACUGGGAACGAUCAGAGUCCGGGGGAUAAGAAACCAGAGACCGAGGCAGACCAUCUACCCAAUGGGCCAGCUGAGUCAGAUUCCGAGCCAGCUAAUCAGAUGUCCUGGAAAGAAGGACGUCAGCUACUUCGCAAGUACCUCGAGGAGGUGGGCUAUUCAGACACUAUCUUGGAUAUGCGCUCUAAGCGUGUGCGCUCUCUGCUGGGGCGGAGCAGCCCCGAGGCCAAUGGUCCACCGCCAAGCGAAGCCUCCCCAGAGCCCGAACCUCUGGCAGGUGGAGAAUCCCUGCUGGUCAGGCAGAUAGAAGAGCAAAUCAAGAGGAAUGCAGGAAAAGAAAGCUCAAAAGAACGUCUGGGUGGCUCGGUACUGGAUAAGAUUCCUUUCCUGCAUGGCUGUGAGGAUGAUGAUGAGGAUGACAGCGAUGAAGAAGAUGACUUCCAGGGUAUGGCCACUGAUUGCAUCGAUGGCCCACGCAAGAACAAGAAGUCUCGAGUCAAGAUGGGUACAGAGCCCAUGACCACAGAGCUGGACCCUGAAGAAGAGGAGGAUGAAGAUGACUCAGAGGAUGCACUUAGCGAGUUUGACUUCCUGGGCUCGGGGGAGGAGGGGGAGGGGGCGGGCGAGGCCCGGAUCUCAGGGGACGGACGGGAGCUGGGUUCAGAGAACCGCAGGAACAAGUUGCAGGGCAUGAUGUCGGACUUCCCCCCAAAACCUUCUCCGCCCCCCACUGUGUCGGGACAGGCUCGCUCUGGGGAAGGUGGCGCACUGGGUUUCUCUUCUGAUGUCUUCAUCAUGGAUGCUGUUGGAGGAGGGGAUAUGAACCUGGGUGAGCUAGCUGAUCUCACUGUGGCCAAUGACAAUGAUCUCUCCAUGGAUAUGCAAGACAGCAGGGAGGAAUUUAAGAAGACAUGGAACCCACGUUUCACACUACGCAGCCACUUUGAUGCCAUCCGCGCUCUGACCUUUCACCCCAGUCAGGCAGUGCUGCUGACAGCCUCAGAAGAUGGGACACUCAAACUCUGGAACCUCAACAAGGCCAUGCACUCCAAGAAAAAUGCAGCACUGGAUGUUGAGCCCAUCUACACAUUCAGAGCACAUAGUGGAGCUGUCUUAUCUCUGGCCAUGGGUGAGGAUGGUGAAUCCUGCUACAGUGGAGGCCUGGAUGGCACUGUUAGGUGUUGGAAGAUUCCUGACCUCAAUGUGGAUCCAUACGACAACUACGACCCUGGCAUUGAGAGCAGUGUGCUGGCUGGCCAUGAGGACAGUGUGUGGGGUCUGGCUUACUCCUCAGCCCACCAUCGCCUGGCCUCUUGUUCAGCUGAUGGCACAGUUCGAAUCUGGGACCCCCAGAACUCGGCCCCCUGUCUGUCAGUCUUUAAUAAGGAAAAAGAGCAUGGCACACCCACCUCUGUGGCCUUUGUGACCUCUGACCCUAACCUAGUGGUGGUGUCAUUUGACGCCGGUGAGACAUUGCUCUAUGACCUCAACACAGAGCAGAGCAUCAUGGUGCUAGAGACGCAGACCAAGGAUGGCAGCGAGCUGAUCAACCGUGUGGUCAGCCAUCCAUUGGAGCCCAUUUCCAUCACUGCACACGAGAAUCGCACCAUCCGCUUCCUCGACAACAAGACAGGUAAAGUUGUCCACUCUAUGGUGGCUCACCUGGAUGCAGUCACCUGUCUUACUACAGAUCCUAAAGGCACUUACCUCAUCUCUGGCAGCCAUGAUUGCUCAGUGCGCCUAUGGAUGCUGGACAACAGGACGUGUGUGCAGGAGAUCACAGCCCACAGGAAGAAGCAUGACGAGGCCAUUCACGAUGUGGCCUUCCACUCUUCGCAGCCUUUCAUUGCCAGUGCUGGUGCUGAUGCACUCGCCAAAAUCUUUGUCUGACAAUGCUGUCAUCAUACUGAAUCCUACAACUACAGGUGGGCCAAACGAGACUGAAGGACACAGUGGACAAAGCUCACCUGCUUACAUUAAAACGUGUACCUAAACAUUCAUACAUACAUAUAUAUACAUAAACACACACACACACACUUGUCCUACACCCCACUGGCUGGGUCAUCGCCACAGGACACCACUUCCCUCAAUUCCUCACUGUUCCAUGAUGCCUCAGUGACUUGUUGUGAUACCAAUCAUACUGCUUUUUAUAACUUCAAGUUUCUGGCUGCUCGGUUUUGUUAAUGUUUGGGGUGACACUUUUCUACACUACAAUAUUCUGUUCUGCUUUGUCAGUCUGCUGAUGGUUAUUGAAAUGCACGUGUGCUUGAGAUGCUGACAACUACUAACUAACAUGUACAGACAACCCCCAAAGGAAGUGCGUAUGUGCGCAGCGCACAAAAUGCACAAAUGCUCCACCACAUUUCUUUGGAGUCCUCUUUUUGAAUAAAUAUGAAUCUAAACUCACUUGAUGCUAACAUGUAUAGGCAUGCCUAAUUACAGUUUCCAGCGGCCAUCUGACCAACCAUUACAUGGGGAGAUAAUGUAUUACAUUCCAAAGACUCCAUUGGAGUGCAUGUGUAUUAGUAGUAGUUGGGGUUGGAGAAUGUUGCACCUAGUAGUAUUUGAGAAGACACUAGCCAGACACUAACCAGUGUUAAAAAAAAUAGCUUUAAUUUUGAUUCCAUCACCUUGACACAGAGUUUCAUUGAUUGUAUGUCUGAGUAUUAUAUUGUAUCCCCAUUUCAAACGAGUGCGUGCGCGCACGUGUGUGUUUGUGUGAGAGAGAGUGUGCAUAUGUGUGUGUGGAGAUAUAACUCUGCUGUACAAGAUGAAUGAAUUCCACAAUGGGGGGGAAGACACUAUCAUUGUCAUCAUUUCUUUCAACAAAUAUACAAUUUUCACUCUAUUCCACAGCCGGCCACACACACUUGUAGUAUUUGCCUGCUGAAGAUGGAUGAUGAUGAAGAAGCACAGUUACAGACAGUCCCUAGACUAGAAUUAUAGGACAUCAGUCAGUUACUCAAUUAAUACUGCAGAUUUAGCCAUUUGGGUUUUUUUUUUUACUGUACAAAGGAGUGCGGGUGUGUGUGUGUGCGGGUGUGUGUGUGUGUGUGUGUGUGUAUAUGUUUCUGUUUGCAUGUGCACUAGUUAAAUCACGGUGCUAAGAAAGACCUUGUUAGUCUUGAGUCAGAAUCAGGGACCUGUUGUGCAUGUGUGUGUGUUUUCUCACUCACUGGGCUAUGGAUCUGAUUAGGUGAAUGAGUGUCUCUUUUUCCUCAAAACUACACCUUGUUUUCUCACCAUUUCAUUUACUUGUAUUGAGAUACUGUAAGUCACUAUCAUUCAGAACAUCACUCACUGGUCAUAAGGUGAUUUUCGUUUAAGUUAUGUGUAUUGAGUCCAUCUUUAUCAUUCCUCGAAGAUGGCUGGCUUGUAAGGAAGUGUACAGAGUCGAUUGUUAUGGGGGGACCACCUCAACUUGCUUGAUUUGAAUAAUUACAGCUGUCUUGAGUUUUUUUUUUUUUUUUUAAUUUCUCCUGAGGCUAGUGCCAGUUUCUGGGCAGUGCUUAGUUUGGGCUAGACGGUUCCUGCUUGAUAUUUAUUUAGGCCUCUAGAAAAGCUUAUUAGAAGACGUCACUACUACUUGAGAGUUAUGCUGACGGUCCUGUUCGCUCUCGUAGCAUGAUGUGCGGCUGUUGCACGGUUAGUGCACGACCCACAGUGCUUAUGGUGUUAAACUGGUCCUCUGUCUUCUGUCAAAGGAGUCAUGCUGGGGGAGAACCCCCCCUCAGGGCCAAAGAAUUAUAUUUAUAUCAACCCUCCACCUUUUCUUUUUUUUUAGGAAUUGAGACUGAGAUCUACCUAAGCCUCAAGGCAACAGGGUUGGCUUCAUUUCACUAGACAGGAAGUCACUAUACAGUUUGUUUGCUUUUUUUUUUUUAAGAAUUUAUAAUACAGCAUCGAGGUCAGGGGUGAUGGCUGACUUUAGGGGAAAGGAUCACAGGUUAAACGACUUACCUAGUAUCCAAUCUUCUCUGAUUCUGUGACUCUGGUCACAUCUACUCCAGUUGCUGUGAUGAUUGUGCUAUCCUGAAUGGGCACCCUGAAGGCAUCUACAUUGCUAGAUGGGGGCUAAAUGAGCACUGGAGCACAUUUAUAUUUGGAGAAUCUUCCUAACUAUGUCCCUCCACUGUCUCCAGCAUUCAUGCUUACAUGCUAGCUUUAGAUAAGACUUGCCCCUUAGCAGCUGACAUAUGACCAUUAUUUCUAACCUAUAGCCAUUAGACGAUUGAAAUCUCCUACAUUCUCUGUCAGUUAGGGGGCUGCUUUGUUCUCAUUAACAAAAUGACAGGGUCACUUUAGGGGUCAGAGUUUUGGAUCUGAGUGUCAAAAGGAACCUAAAGGUAAACUCCAGUCCCGGCCUGUUCCUAACACUGGCAUUUUCUGGUCAGUUUAGUUCAAAUGUUUCUCUUAAAAAGGGUGGUGAACUGUUGGUCUGAUUGUACACAAGAUAGAUUUUGCUGUAUAUCUUGGGCUUUGACAUUGGCCAGAGAACAACUGAGUGCAUUUGCUGGAGUGUAUUACUACUCGGCAUUGCAUGCUGUUACAACUACAGUGACACUUGAUGGUUGGGAAUGGAUGCAGACGAGGUGCAGGAAUACUUUUUUUUUUUUGCAAAAAUUUCUUAUCCGUUAUUGGUUAAUGCUACAUGGGUGUCUUAGACUGAGUACGACCUACAAUUGUUGGGAGUCAGUCACAUUUUCUGUAAAUCAACUGUUGCUUUUUUCAUACUGAGCUAAGUCAAGUUACUAAGAAAAGACAAAUCAGGACACAAAUGUGUGAGAAGAAAAAAAAACGUAAAAAAAGAAAAUGGGAAGUGAGAAUGUAAAUGAAAAGACUAGAGAUGCCUUGAUGUGCUGUAAAUGUCCAUCAUUUUCAUGUUUAUUUUCUGUUGCAAUUGAUUUCUUUGAUUAUGAACAUGAUUAAGAUGUAAGAAUACUGUAGUAUGAUAAGUGAAUCAUUCUUACUUACUAGGCAUAGAAACUGCUUGUGGUUGAUAAUGGUAAUGUAUAACUUGUAAAAAAGCAAAAUAAUUAAAAAACCUGAAAAAUUAAGAAAAUUGUGAAAAAAAAGAAGUAAUCAGUCAGAGGCCAAGGUAAAGGACUCUCAUUUCUUUGUGUUUUUAUUUUUUUAAUAGCAACUUAUCACUGUGUGAUAUUUUGUACAUCAUAUUAAGCUGUAUUCAAUCUAUUUCCUCUAACUACAAGGGAUGAAAGACCUGCUUUUUAUUAAUUUUGUUUUAUUAUAUAUAUUUUUGAACUGCAUUCUAGCUUGUAUCAAAUGACAUUUUCCCUCUUUUUGUUUACGGGUGCCCUGUUGUAUGUCAUUAAGAAAAACACAAAAUUAAGAG
Lampris incognitus (smalleye Pacific opah) is the source of this 5904-nucleotide messenger RNA. RefSeq names its product striatin, calmodulin binding protein 4 (gene strn4). Lineage: Eukaryota; Metazoa; Chordata; Actinopteri; Lampriformes; Lampridae. Gene Ontology annotation, cellular component: dendrite. The transcript has 18 exons. Gene Ontology annotation, molecular function: calmodulin binding; protein phosphatase 2A binding; armadillo repeat domain binding. Bases 132 to 2441 code for a protein of 769 amino acids. The record is from RefSeq and is a predicted model, not a curated record.